Molecule: messenger RNA, 7137 nt
Organism: Macrosiphum euphorbiae (potato aphid)
Lineage: Eukaryota; Metazoa; Arthropoda; Insecta; Hemiptera; Aphididae
Source: the annotation of a GenBank genome assembly
AUGACGACAGAUAUCUCUGUGGUCCGGUGGGAUCCGGCCAUACAGCAAGACGGAACCGGUAUUGUUGAAGAUUAUGAAUAUGACGGUGGAAACUCUUCUUCCAGACUAUUUGAAAGAUCCAGAAUUAAAGCUUUGGCCGACGAAAGAGAAAGUGUCCAAAAAAAGACUUUUCAAAAAUGGGUAAAUUCGCACUUGGUUCGGGUGCAUUCCCGAAUCGGAGAUUUAUACAUAGACCUCAGAGAUGGCAAAAUGCUUAUAAAACUAUUGGAAGUUCUUUCUGGAGAACGAUUGCCAAAACCUACCAAGGGAAAAAUGAGAAUACAUUGUUUAGAAAAUGUAGACAAAGCUUUGCAAUUUCUAAAAGAUCAGAGAGUACAUUUAGAAAACAUGGGAUCCCAUGACAUUGUCGAUGGAAACCCAAGGCUUUCGUUGGGUCUUAUAUGGACAAUUAUUCUUAGAUUCCAAAUUCAAGACAUUACCAUUGAAGAAACCGACAAUAAAGAGACAAAAUCUGCGAAGGAUGCUCUACUUUUGUGGUGCCAAAUGAAAACUGCUGGCUAUCACAAUGUCAAUGUUCGCAACUUCACCACUUCCUGGCGAGAUGGUCUUGCAUUUAAUGCAAUCAUUCACAAACAUCGCCCUGACCUUGUACAAUUCGAAAAACUUAGCAAAACUAAUGCCAUGUACAACUUGAAUAAUGCAUUCAACACUGCCGAAGAUAAAUUAGGAAUCGUAAAAUUAUUGGAUGCUGAAGAUGUAUUUGUUGAACAACCAGAUGAAAAAUCAAUUAUUACAUAUGUUGUUACAUACUAUCAUUACUUCAGUAAAAUGAAACAAGAAACGGUUCAAGGAAAGAGAAUUGGGCGGGUUGUUGGAAUAGCCAUGGAAAAUGAACGUACAGCCCAAGAAUAUGAACGUUUAACUAGUGACUUAUUGCAAUGGAUCAAGCAGACUAAAGAGUCAUUAGCAGAGAGGAAAUUCUUAAAUUCUUUGAAUGGUGUUCAACAGCAAUUACAACAGUUUAACAACUAUAGGACUGUUGAGAAACCCCCAAAAUUUGUUGAAAAAGGAAAUUUGGAAGUUUUGCUUUUCACAUUGCAGUCUAAGAUGAGAGCUAAUAAUCAAAAACCAUACACUCCCAAAGAAGGAAAAAUGAUUUCAGAUAUCAAUAAGGCUUGGGAACAAUUAGAAAAAGCAGAACAUGAAAGGGAGUUGGCAUUAAGAGAAGAAAUCAUAAGACAAGAAAAACUUGAACAGCUAGCUCAACGAUUCAAUAGAAAAGCAAGCAUGCGAGAGACAUGGUUGAGUGAAAAUCAACGACUAGUUUCUCAGGAUAAUUUUGGUUUGGAUUUGGCAGCUGUAGAAGCAGCAGCAAAAAAGCACGAAGCUAUCGAAACAGAUAUAUUUGCUUAUGAAGAACGAGUAGAAGCAGUUGUGACAGUUGCACAAGAAUUAGAAACAGAGGACUAUCAUGAUAUUGUCCGUAUAAAUGCAAGAAAAGACAAUGUUCUUCGUUUAUGGAACUAUCUUCUUGAACUAUUGAAAGCUCGUCGUCACCGUCUGGAGUUGUCAUUACAAUUACAGCAAAACUUCCAAGAAAUGCUAUACAUAUUGGAUUCUAUGGAAGAAUUGAAAAUGAGACUAUUGUCUGAUGAUUAUGGCAAACACUUGAUGGGAGUUGAAGAUCUUCUUCAAAAGCACAGCCUCGUGGAAGCUGACAUUAAUGUUUUAGGAGAAAGAGUGAAAAGUGUUGUACAACACUCGCAACGUUUCUUGGAUGAAGAAAAUACAGAAGGUUAUAGACCCUGUGAUCCAGCUGUUAUUAUUGAAAGAGUUCAGGAACUUGAGGACGCGUAUAGUGAAUUGGUCAAAUUGGCUGUUGAAAGACGUGCUCGUCUUGAAGAAAGCAGAAAAUUAUGGCAAUUUUAUUGGGAUAUGGCUGAUGAAGAAAAUUGGAUUAAGGAAAAAGAACAAAUUGUUUCUGCUGGAGAUAUUGGUCAUGACUUGACCACUAUUAAUCUGUUGCUUUCAAAACAUAAAGCACUUGAAAAUGAAAUACAGAGUCAUGAAAGUCAAUUGCUUGAAGUAGUAAAGGUUGGAGAAGAUUUAAUCAACAGCAACCAUUUUGGUGCCGAUCGCAUACAAGAACGAGUGUCCAGUACACAUUCCAUGUGGGAACAUUUAAUCAGUUUGACCAAACAAAGACGCAAGCGUUUGGAAGAUGCAGUCGAUUAUCACCAAUGGUUUGCUGAUGCUGAUGAUGUUGACAUUUGGAUGUUAGAUACUUUGAGACUAGUAUCUUCUGAAGAUGUUGGCCGGGAUGAAGCUAAUGUCCAAUCAUUGUUAAAGAAACACAAAGAAGUUAGUGAAGAACUAAAAUCCUACUCACAAACUGUUGAAGCAUUACGUUCUCAAGCCAAUCAAUUAAGUGCUGAACCAGGUGCACCAACAAGUGGACCAGAAGUAAAUGAGCGUAUGUCAUCAAUUGAUAAACGCUAUAAGGAAUUGGUUGAAUUAGCUAAACUGCGACACCAGAGACUUUUGGAUGCUCUUUCUUUGUACAAGCUUUUCAGUGAAGCUGAUGCUGUACAACAAUGGAUUGGAGAAAAGAACCGUAUGUUGGAAACCAUGAGCCCCGGAAAGGACAUAGAAGACGUUGAAAUAAUGAAACAUCGUUAUGAUGGAUUUGAUAAAGAAAUGAAUUCAAAUGCAUCACGAGUUGCUGUUGUAAAUCAAUUAGCACGACAAUUACUUCAUGUUGAACAUCCUAACUCAGAUGAAAUUGUUAACAGACAAAACAAUUUGAAUCAUGAAUGGGCUGAUUUACGAGAUAAAGCUGAAGCCAAACGUGAACAACUUAAUGCUGCUCAUGGUGUACAAACUUUCCAUAUUGAAUGUAGAGAAACUAUUUCGUGGAUUGAAGACAAAAAGAGAAUUUUACAAUCAACAGACAGUCUAGAAAUGGACCUUACUGGUAUAAUGACAUUGCAGCGUCGUUUAUCUGGUAUGGAAAGAGAUUUAGCUGCCAUUCAAGCCAAAUUAGACUCAUUAGAAUCUGAAGCACAAAUUAAUGAAAAAGAACAUCCAGAAGAAGCAGCUGUAAUCCGAGAAAGAAUAGAAACAAUCCAAAAAGAUUGGGAAGAAUUAACACAAAUGUUGAAAGAACGAGAUUCUAAACUAGAAGAAGCUGGUGACCUUCAUCGUUUCCUACGUGACUUAGACCACUUCCAAGCUUGGUUGACUAAAACUCAAACUGAUGUUGCUUCAGAAGAUAUUCCUUCUUCAUUAUCAGAUGCUGAGAAACUUCUCUCCCAACAUCAAGCAAUACGUGAAGAAAUUGAUAACUACACUGCUGACUAUACUCAAAUGAUGGAAUAUGGAGAAAAAGUUACAGCUGAACCUGGAACACAAGACGAUCCUCAAUAUAUGUUCUUGCGAGAGAGGCUCAAGGCUUUGCGUGAUGGAUGGCAAGAAUUGCACAAGAUGUGGGAGAAUAGACAACAACUUCUUUCCAAGUCACUCAAUCUGCAAAUGUUUAACCGUGACGCUCGUCAAGCUGAAGUAUUACUUUCUCAACAAGAACAUGCUCUAUCUAAAGAUGAAGUCCCAUCCAAUCUUGAACAUGCUGAAAACUUGAUUAAACGUAAUGAAGCAUUCAUGACCACAAUGGAAGCUAAUGAAGACAAAAUUAAUGCUGUCACUCAAUUUGCUAAUAAACUUGUUGAUGAAGACCAUUUCGAAGCUGAUAAAAUUAAAAAGAAAGCAGCUUCCAUACAUGAGCGACGGGAUGCAAACCGUGAUAAAGCCCAACAACUUAUGGAUCAACUUAAAGACCAAUUACAACUUCACCAAUUUCUCCAAGAUUCUGAUGAACUACAACAAUGGAUUCAAGAAAAGAAGUUUACAGCUCAGGAUGAAACAUACAGAAGUGCUAAAACAGUACACAGCAAAUGGACUCGUCAUCAAGCAUUUGAAGCAGAAAUUGCAUCCAAUAAAGAUAGAUUAGAUAGAGUACAGCAAUCAGGAGAGGAAUUAAUGAAAGAGAAACCUGAAUUGGCCCAAAUAAUUCAACCAAAGAUAUCUGAAAUGUUAGGUCAAUUUGAUGAUCUCGAAAAGACCACUAAAGAAAAAGGUGAACGUUUGUUUGACACUAAUAGAGAAGUUCUCAUACACCAGACUUGUGAAGAUAUUGAUUCAUGGAUGGAUGACCUAGAAAAACAGAUUGAAGCUGCUGAUACCGGAACUGAUUUGGCUUCUGUCAAUAUACUUAUGCAGAAACAACAGAUGAUUGAAACCCAAAUGGCUGUAAAAGCUAAACAAGUUGUUGAAUUAGAAACACAAGCCGAAUACUUAAAAAAGACCGUCCCUGAGAAAGUUGAAACAAUUAUUCCAAAGAAGACCAAAGUGGAAGAAAGAUUCGAACAACUUAAGGAACCAUUGAAAGUAAGGCAAAGACAGCUGGAGAAAAAGAAAGAAGCAUUCCAAUUUAGACGAGACGUUGAAGAUGAAAAAUUGUGGAUUGCUGAAAAGACUCCAAUGGCUACAUCAACUGAAUAUGGAAAUAGUUUGUUCAAUGUCAACAUGUUACAAAAGAAAAAUCAAUCUUUAGGUAAUGAAAUUGAUAAUCACGAGCACCGAAUUAAUCUUGUCUGUAGCAAUGGCCAAAAGUUAAUUGAUGAAGGACAUGAAGAUGCUUCACAAUUCACAGACCUCAUACACGAUUUAACUCAACGCUGGCAACAACUUCAACAAGCUGUUGAACAUCGUAGAAAAAUGUUACUUCAAUCUGAAAAGGCCCAACAAUACUUCUUCGACGCCAGCGAAGCAGAAAGUUGGAUGGGUGAACAAGAAUUAUAUAUGAUGGUUGAAGAUCGUGGAAAAGAUCAGAUUUCAGCGCAAAACUUAAAAAAGAAACACGAAUCCUUAGAAUUAGCUGUUGAUAAUUAUGCCGAUACAAUUAGACAAUUAGGUGAAACUGCUCGUCAACUCACUAGUGAAAUGCAUCCUGAAAGUGACCAAAUUGCCGUAAAACAAUCUCAAGUAGAUAAAUUGUAUGCUGGACUAAAGGAUUUGGCUGGAGAACGUAGAGCUAAAUUAGAUGAAGCUUUGAAAUUAUUCAUGUUGCAUCGUGAAGUUGAUGAUUUAGAACAAUGGAUUGCUGAACGUGAGAUUGUUGCUGGUUCGCACGAACUUGGUCAAGAUUAUGACCAUGUCACUUUGUUGUGGGAAAGAUUUAAAGAAUUUGCUCAUGAUACUGAGGCAACAGGUAGUGAACGUGUGGCAACAGUUAAUGGUAUUGCUGAUCAGCUUAUCAACAUUGGGCACAGUGACUCGGCCACUAUUGCUGAAUGGAAAGACAAUCUAAAUGAACAAUGGCAAGAUUUACUAGAACUUAUUGAAACUAGAACACAAAUGUUGGUUGCUUCACGAGAACUACACAAAUUCUUCCACGAUUGCAAGGAUAUGGUUAGUCGUAUUGCAGAGAAAAGUCAUGAAAUGUCUGAAGAUCUUGGUCGUGAUGCUGGUUCUGUCCAUACAUUACAACGUAAACAUCAGAGUUUCUUACAAGAUUUACACACACUUAGCACUCAGGUUCAAACUAUCAGUGAGGAUUCAGCUCGGUUACAAACAUCAUAUGCUGGAGACAAAGCCAAAGAAAUUACUGGACGAGAAGCAGAAGUUGUGAAUGCUUGGGCUGCUUUACAAUCAGAAUGUGAACUGCGCAAACAAAAAUUAGCAGACACUGGUGAUUUACACAAGUUUUUCAAUAUGGUCAGAACAUUAACCGUAUGGAUGGAUGAUGUUGUUAGACAAAUGAACACAUCAGAAAAACCAAGGGAUGUUAGUGGAGUAGAACUAUUGAUGAACAAUCACCAAAGUUUAAAAGCAGAAAUUGACACCAGAGAAGAUAAUUUCACAGCUUGCAUUUCUUUAGGGAAAGAACUACUUUCAAGAAACCAUUAUGCUUCUAAUGAAAUAAAAGAUAAAUUAAUGUUAUUGAAUACCCAGAGAAAUUCAUUAUUGAAUAGGUGGGAAGAACGAUGGGAAAAUCUUCAACUAAUUUUGGAAGUUUAUCAAUUUGCCAGAGAUGCUGCAGUUGCCGAAGCAUGGUUAUUGGCCCAAGAACCAUACAUCAUGAGUCUGGAAUUAGGAAUGACUAUUGAUCAAGUGGAAAAUUUGAUAAAAAAACAUGAAGCAUUUGAAAAGUCAGCCAUAGCACAAGAAGAAAGAUUCUGUGCUCUAGAACGUUUGACAACCUUUGAAUUGAAAGAAAUUCAACGUAGAAAAGAAGAAGAAGAACGAAAACGCCAGGAAGAGUUAGCUAAACAAGCAGCUCAAGCAGAAGCUGAAGCAGCAGAAAAAGCUGCAGCGGAAGAAGCAUCUGAAGCCGAUGGAAAACAAGCUAAAGAUGGAGAAGGUCGUCCUGUGCAUGACAGCUCUGCAUCGAGUAGGAAGAGCAUUGCCAGUCCCGCCGCGCCUGCAGGGGUCGCUAGAUCCGCAUCUACGUUGCCCUCAACUUCUCGAAGUCAAUUAGUCAAAGACCGCAACAAGGACAGGUCGCGCUCAAAGUCACCAUUCCGCAGUUUCCGGUGGAAAAAAUCACCGCAAAAGAGCCCGUUGUCCGCUGUGUCAGCUAGUGACGACGAGGCCACCGUUGAACCAACUUCAGAUCAAUCAGCCACCGAAGCUGAUGGUGAAAUACUUGAAGGAAUACUCAACAGGAAACAUGAAUGGGAAUCUACCACGAAAAAAGCAUCCAACAGGUCUUGGGACAAGGUGUUCGUGUGCGUUCAGGGCACCAGCUUGGCGUUCUACAAGGACGCCAAGGCAGCCAAGACGUCGCCGGAGACGUACUUCAAGGGCGAGGCGCCCAUCGACCUGCACGGCGGCACUGCCGACGUGGCCACCGACUACACCAAGAAGAAGUUCGUGUUGCGCGCCAAGCUGGCCAGCGGCGCCGAGUUCCUGUUCCAGGCGCGCAACGACGCCGAAAUGCGCCAGUGGGUGAGCACGCUGAAGAACGUGUGCGAGCAGGACGCGGCCGGCACGCAGUCCCGGUCCCAGACACUGCCCGCGGUCGGUGACAAACGCGACGAACCCAAGCGCCGCAGCUUCUUCACGCUGAAGAAAGUGUGA